AUGGCUUGCCCGCACGUCUCUGGGCUCGCUGCCAGAAUGUACGAGGCGUACCCAUCGGCGGGGUCCAUGACCGCUGCGCAACGGUGGGCCCUCCUGAAGGCCACGAACUGCACUGGUUGUGUCACGAAUGACGCGACCCCCAUACCCACUGACAACCUGGUGAUCUUGGCCCUCCCAGCGAAUCCGUGCUCAGUCUUUGACGGGUCAGGGGCGAGCGCGACCUACCCGUGCGAUUGCGGCAGCGCUUUGUGCACAAACGGCGAGAUAUGCACCAGCAGUAUCGACAGCUGUGGUUCAGCAUCCCCGACGCCAGCUCCCGCACCGACGGCUGCGCCGACAAUCGCGCCCCCAACAGAUGCACCGACGCACUCGCCGACUGCAGCACCCACAGCUGCACCAACUGCACCGACGGAUGCGCCGACUGCUUCUCCGACAGUUGCACCGACAGCAGCGCCGACGGUUGCGCCCACUGCUGCGCCGACCGCAUCCCCAAAAGAAGCACCGACGGAUUUUCCAACCGCAGCUCCCACAGCUGCACCGACGGGGGCGCCGACCGCUCCCCCGCCCGCGCCGACGGUUGCACCGACUCCUGCGCCGACCGCAUCUCCAACAGCAGCGCCGACUGACUCUCCAACCGCAACUCCCACAGCCGCACCGACAGUUGCACCGACUCCUGCGCCGACCGCAUCUCCAACGGCACCGCCCACUGCUUCUCCAACAGCAGUGCCCACAUCUGCGCCAACGGAGGCACCGACCGCCCCCCCGCCAGCACCGACAGUUGCACCCACUGUUGCGCCGACCAUAUCCCCAACAGCUGCACCGACCGCUUCCCCGACAGGUGCACCGACAGCAGCGCCGACGGCAGCGCCGACUUUCGCGCCGACACCUGCGCCGGCUCCUCCGCCGACCGCUGCGCCAACGCCUCAGCACAUGUGGGCGACCGUCUCGGGCCCGUGCACUGUGGACGGCACGUGUGUGCAGAGCCCGAACCAUCCGAGCAACUACGGUGGAAACCAGAUGUGCACGAUCGGAAUCGACGAGGCGAACGCAGCUCCGAUUGUCGUGGAAGCCUUCAACACGGAGUCCAACAGAGACUACCUCAUUGUCAACGGAGCAUACUACUCUGGAACCUCGGGUCCCUCUGGAGUCACGCCUUCAGCCAGUAUCGUAUGGUCGUCCGACCGACGGAAGUCCAGCAGUGGGUGGAGAUUGUGCAUGCCAGUGUCAACUUCUCCACCUCCGCCGACUGCAAAGCCCACGCCUGCGCCGACAGGUUCAUCGACACCUGCGCCGCCAGUGGCGCCGACUCCUGCGCCGGCUCCUCCGCCGACCGCUGCACCGACGCCCGCUUCCCAGCACAUGUGGGCGACCGUCUCGGGCCCGUGCACUCUGGACGGCACGUGUGUGCAGAGCCCGAACCAUCCGAGCAACUACGGUGGGAACCAGAUGUGCACGAUCGGAAUCGACGAGGCGAACGCAGCUCCGAUUGUCGUGGAAGCCUUCAACACGGAGUCCAACAGAGACUACCUCAUUGUCAACGGAGCAUACUACUCUGGAACCUCGGGUCCCUCUGGGGUGACGCCUUCAUUCAGUAUCGUGUGGUCGUCCGACCGGCGGAAAAGCAGCAGUGGGUGGAGAUUGUGCAUGCCAGAUCGCCGUUUGGAGGCCGCGGAGCCAAACAAGGCGGCCUUUGCGUUGACGGCGCCGACCAUCCUCGUCUGA
This is a messenger RNA of Prorocentrum cordatum, 1722 nucleotides long. The record is from the annotation of a GenBank genome assembly. Lineage: Eukaryota; Dinophyceae; Prorocentrales; Prorocentraceae.